AUGGCUCUUAACGGAAAGGUUGCUCUCGUCACUGGCGGAGCCAAGAACCUCGGGGCUGAUAUCGCCCACGAGCUGGCGUCGGUCGGGGCCAGCCUGGCGCUGCACUACAACUCGGACAAGACCAAGGCGGACGCGACCAAGACCGAGGCGGCGCUUAAAAAGGCUUUCCCCAAUGUCAAGGUGCGCUUCUACCAGGGCGACCUGACGACGGCCACCGCGGUCGAGAAGCUGUUCGCCUCGGUCGGGAAGGAUUUCGGCGGCAUCGACAUCGUCGUUAACACGGUCGGCAAGGUGCUGAAGAAGCCCAUCACUGAGAUCUCCGAAGAGGAAUAUGACAGCAUGUUUGCUGUCAACUCGAAGUCGGCCUUUUUCAUUCUCAAGGAGGGGGCAAAGCACGUCAGGGAUGGCGGCAAGAUCGUCACCGUUGUCACUGCCCUGCUAGCUGCUUAUACUGGCUACUACACGUCCUACGCCGGCUCCAAGGCGCCUGUGGAACACUUCACCCGCGGUGUGUCCAAGGAGCUGCAGCCGCGCGGAGUCAGCGUCAACGCCAUCGCCCCGGGACCGAUGGACACUCCCUUCUUCUACGGCCAGGGUCCUGAGGCCGUUGCUUACCACAAGAGCCAGGCGCUCGGUGGCCGUCUCACCGACACUAAGGACAUUGCUCCCAUCGUGCGCUUCCUCGUCACCGAAGGAGGCUGGGUCACGGGCCAGACAAUCUUUGCUAAUGGCGGGUACACUACACGUUGA
Grosmannia clavigera kw1407 is the source of this 750-nucleotide messenger RNA. RefSeq names its product short chain dehydrogenase reductase. The transcript has 4 exons. The coding region runs from base 1 to 750 and encodes 249 amino acids. The record is from RefSeq and is a predicted model, not a curated record. Lineage: Eukaryota; Fungi; Ascomycota; Sordariomycetes; Ophiostomatales; Ophiostomataceae.